Brassica oleracea var. oleracea is the source of this 1411-nucleotide messenger RNA. RefSeq names its product putative methylesterase 14, chloroplastic. Bases 211 to 1251 code for a protein of 346 amino acids. Gene Ontology annotation, biological process: salicylic acid metabolic process; jasmonic acid metabolic process. The transcript is spliced from 5 exons. NCBI's taxonomy places the organism in Eukaryota, Viridiplantae, Streptophyta, Magnoliopsida, Brassicales, Brassicaceae. The record is from RefSeq and is a predicted model, not a curated record. Gene Ontology annotation, molecular function: methyl jasmonate esterase activity; methyl salicylate esterase activity; methyl indole-3-acetate esterase activity.
UUUUUUUUUGAAUGAAAUGACCAAUUGCUUCCGUCACCUUCUCUCUCUCUCUCUCUCUCUGGAAGUCAAGUAAUAAGGCGAUUGCUUGAUCCCAUCUAGGGCAAACGUAACGAACUUUGACUUUCUCGAGAAAACAUGCCAGAAUUUCUUUGAAUUCCCGUCCUGUGAAACUCGAAAUUCAGCUUUCUGGGUCUUGAUUCGGAAGAAAGGAUGGGUAACAAGAUCAUGUCCAUGAUGAAGAAAGACAGCAAAGACGGAUCUAAGAGCAAGAGAAUGAAUCGCUCUCAGAGGAAACUGCUCGCUGAUGAAGAGAUGUUGCAUCGCCGAGCUCUGUCCAUGGCCAUUCAUCAGACUCAGCUUUCUCAGAGAUUCGACGGAUCCAUGUCUAGACGGGUCGGGUCUACUAGCACCAGGAAACAACGCACCCUCUCUGACCCCUUUUCUAAUGGCAAGCAGGUACCAGAUUUUUCAUCAGAGAGCUUGACAGUGAAGAAAUUCGUCUUGGUGCACGGUGAAGGCUUUGGGGCGUGGUGUUGGUACAAAAUCGUUGCUUCACUGGAUGAGUCAGGACUCUCUCCUAUUACAGUGGACCUCACUGGAUCUGGUUUUAAUAUGACUGACACGAACACUGUCUCUACCUUGGAGGACUACUCAAAACCAUUGAUCGAGUACCUCGAAAAUCUCCCUGAAGAAGACAAGGUUAUUCUGGUUGGUCAUAGCACUGGAGGUGCGUCCAUUUCAUACGCUUUAGAGCGGUUUCCUGAGAAAAUCUCCAAAGCUAUAUUCGUAUGUGCAACCAUGGUUUCUAAUGGCCAAAGACCCUUUGAUGUUUUCUCUGAAGAGCUUGGUUCCGCAGAGAAGUUCAUGAAAGAGUCCCAGUUCUUGAUCUAUGGCAAUGGAAAAGAUGAGCCUCCUACAGGGUUCAUGUUUGAGAAACAACACAUGAAAGGCUUGUAUUUUAAUCAAUCACCCAACAGGGAUAUAGCACUGGCAAUGAUGUCGAUGCGACCUGUACCACUUGGACCAAUGAUGGAGAAGGUAACACUGACCGCAGAAAGAUACGGGAAAGGGAGAAGAUUCUAUGUUCAGACACUAGACGACCUAGCGCUCUCACCAGACGUUCAAGAGAAGCUAGUGAGAGAGAACAGCCCUGAAGGAGUGUACAAGAUCAAAGGAAGUGAUCAUUCUCCUUUCUUCUCAAAGCCUCAGUCUCUACACAAGAUCCUUCUCGAGAUUGCACAGAUUCCUUGAGAUCAUCUGAGACCAUCUUUGGAGAGGAUAUUGAACAUAUUCUGGUUUGAGAAUACUUUUCUUUUCUUUGGGACCAUUUAUGUUAUUGUACACAAUUUUUAGAAUCGAUCCAUAGAUCAUACUUAUAACAUUUGAAAGAUAAAAGUGGUUGAACAACAAA